This is a messenger RNA of Drosophila sulfurigaster albostrigata, 1942 nucleotides long. It is a transcript of the gene HHEX, whose product is annotated as hematopoietically-expressed homeobox protein Hhex. The transcript is spliced from 2 exons. Gene Ontology annotation, molecular function: DNA-binding transcription factor activity, RNA polymerase II-specific; RNA polymerase II cis-regulatory region sequence-specific DNA binding. The record is from RefSeq and is a predicted model, not a curated record. Bases 929 to 1942 code for a protein of 337 amino acids. Lineage: Eukaryota; Metazoa; Arthropoda; Insecta; Diptera; Drosophilidae. Gene Ontology annotation, biological process: cell differentiation; regulation of transcription by RNA polymerase II.
UGCACCAUUUUUUUAAGUGAGGAAUGACUACGCAAGUAGCGACAUUUUACUACAUUUAAGUUGAUGAACAGACGAGCUUCUGUGUUUCAGUUUGAUUGCUUGCAAUCUACUAUGCCACGCCUCCUUAGAUGCAUUCCACACUUGGUGUACUCGCAUAGGGUAUUGAAAACGAGGAGAGGAUGAGAGCCAACAAAGGCGACAACUCAAACGACGACAAGAACGACGUCCGAGCGAUACCGAUAAGCGGGUGAUUAACAAUUACUCGAUCAAAAGUACCGACGCUGUGGGAGCGAGAUGGCGCUCCGAAGCUAUGCUCGUCGUACCCACUGGAGGUUGUAUGUUAUGGAGUGCCGUCCGGGUAGCUGUUAGCAAUGUGUUUAAUAAGCCCGGAGUGUUUUGAUUUAUAUGACUGGUGGAUCGGCGAUUGGGUUGCAGUCUACAACGUCAACCGACGACCGACGAGCGACGAGCGACGAGCGACGACGACCAAAGAUUCCCCCGAGUGCCGGCUGCUUGUCUAUAUCAAAUACGAAUACGAAUUGAAAUUUUGGGAAUUGGAAUUGGAAAUUUGUAGAGCGCCUCGAGUGGCAGGUGAGAGGCAGGAGAAGGGAGGGGAGUAGAGGGGAGGGGAGGGGAGACGAGUGGUUGGUAGCGGUGUGAAGACCUUAUCGAUGAUAGUAGCUCAUUCAUUAUCUAUGUACACUCGUAUCUACAUACAGCCGCUAUAUUAUUGUUAAUAUAGAUAUCUUACCCAUUAGCACAACAUUACGAGUAUAUGUAUAUGUACAAUCUAUUAUAUUCUGUGAAAUCAGAUUUAGUACAAUUUAUUGAGCCCUGCGUCGAACCAGCAAUUAGUUCACCGUCUGCGCCCGUCGAAGUCGCGUCGUCACUUCACUCCGAAGUUCUUUAGAGCACAUUAGCGUAACGAAUGUUGCCCGGCACCGUCUUGGGAUCGCCGCGUGAUCAAUCCGCCACCAAUAUGGAUAACAACAACACGAUUAAAGCCAACAAAUCUUCAUUCUCCAUUGACAACAUAUUGGACCACAAAUCGCAAGUUCAAUCCGAUCCCAAGAGACAAACACAGUCACAGUCGCAGUCGAGUCCUGUCAUGAGCAGCUCUUCUCCAUCCCUGGGCACAGCCUCUACGGCCUUUGCCGCCUCCUCAUCCGCCUCGCCAUCCAUCUAUGAUUUAUCCCGCGAGGCGAUGGCCGCACAAUAUGCUCUCAAGAAUCUGGAGCCCAGCUCGGGAACUUUGCUGUCACCCACCACGCUGCGCUUCAAUCCAAUCUACUCAGAUCCCGCCUCGUUAUUUUAUCAGCAAAUGCUGAAUCUGCAGAAGAAUUCUUCGCUCUUCAUGCCACACUUCCAAGCUGCUGCUGUGGCAGCUGCGGCGGCUGCGCAGCCAUCUGCAUAUUGUGAUCAGUACAGUCCGUUCAUCGAUUGUGAAGGUUUCAGCAACCCAGCAACAGCUGCUGCGGCACUUUACUGCAAUGCAGCUUAUCCGGCGGCCAGUUUCUACAUGUCAAACUUUGGGGUGAAGCGCAAAGGAGGCCAAAUUCGGUUCACAUCGCAACAGACGAAAAAUCUCGAGAAUCGUUUCUCCAGCUCAAAGUAUCUGUCGCCGGAGGAGCGUCGCCAUCUGGCGCUGCAGCUAAAGUUAACCGAUCGUCAGGUGAAGACAUGGUUUCAGAAUCGACGCGCCAAAUGGCGGAGAGCCAAUCAAACCAAACGCAAUGGGGGCAAUGGGGGCAAUACCUCAGCCACGCCCAGCUCCAAUGGGGCAGGCAGCAUACAGACUGGCCGCAACAUGCAGCAGCAGCAACAACAACAGCAACAAGCGGCGCAUAGCGAUGAUGAGGAUCGCAUGUAUUUGUCGGAGGAUGACGAGGAUGAUGAUGAGGAUGACGAGGCUGAGCGGUCGGAGCAGCCAGUCAUAAGUUAG